Zea mays is the source of this 1212-nucleotide messenger RNA. RefSeq lists its product as uncharacterized. Lineage: Eukaryota; Viridiplantae; Streptophyta; Magnoliopsida; Poales; Poaceae. The record is from RefSeq and is marked provisional.
CUUGCUGCGAUGAGAAUGGCCUCAAGAAGGGCCCCUGGACCCCUGAAGAAGACCAGAAGCUCAUGGAGUACAUCCAGAAGAACGGCCAUGGGAGCUGGAGGGCGCUGCCUAGGCUUGCCGGGCUCAACAGGUGUGGCAAGAGCUGCAGGCUGAGAUGGACCAACUACUUGAGGCCAGACAUCAAGAGAGGGAAGUUCACCCAGGAGGAAGAACAGACCAUCCUCCAGCUUCACUCCGUCCUUGGCAACAAAUGGUCAGCUAUCGCAAAGCACCUCCCUGGGCGGACUGAUAACGAGAUCAAGAAUUUCUGGAACACGCACCUGAAGAAGAAGCUCAUCCAGAUGGGCUUCGACCCGAUGACGCACCGGCCGAGAACCGACUUCUUUGCUGCUCUGCCUCAACUCAUUGCUCUUGCGAACCUCCGCCAGCUUGUGGAGCAGCGGCCGUGGGAUGACCACGCUGCCAGGAUACAGGUUGAGGCGGUCCAGGCUGCGAAGCUCCAGUGCCUCCAGAACCUGCUCCAGUCUGCAGCAUCCAUCACCACCACUCCCAGCUCCAGCAGCAUGAACACCAUCCCCAGUGACCUUGGCCUCCUGAGUCCUCCACAGAUGUCUUCCUUGUCUACGUUGCCUUCUCCAAGUUUCCUGGAGAGUAUCAGUGGCCAAGACAUGGUAGCUGGUCAACUGUCUGACAUCCAGAUCCCUAGCUCUUUCUUUGAACAGCCCACCAGCAACGAGGCCAACCAGCAGUCAGACUUCACUCCAAAGAGUAGCGUCGAGGGGGAGAAUGGAACCCCUAAAAUGCUGCUGUCAGAAAAUUCCCUUCCGCCGCUCGCCGACUUCCCCAUUUCCAACCUGGGUGAUGCUUGCGGUGCCUCAAGCUGUGACGGUAGCAGCAUUCAGUUCCCAAGUUGGCCCGAGUUGUUUGAUGAACAGUUCAUGUGCGAGUUUGUAUGAAUUCUGGCCUGGAGUGAGUGUGUUUGUGUUACUCUAUAGUUUGGUUUUUUUUUUCAGUUCUAGUUUUCUUCCCUUCUUACAUCUGUUUUUUGUGCCAUAUUCUGGUGUGGGUCUCAGUUCAGAGGUGUAGUUUCCGCAUGCUGUUUUUUUUCCUUUUUUGAGUGAAAAUGUGUGGCUCCUAUGCAUACACUAUAUACCAAACACUUGUAAAUAUACGACACUAUAAAUUUUGAAGGUUUGGAUCCUCCAUACUUUU